This is a messenger RNA of Hipposideros armiger (great roundleaf bat), 5422 nucleotides long. It is a transcript of the gene KATNAL1, whose product is annotated as katanin catalytic subunit A1 like 1. NCBI's taxonomy places the organism in Eukaryota, Metazoa, Chordata, Mammalia, Chiroptera, Hipposideridae. The transcript has 12 exons. Gene Ontology annotation, biological process: microtubule severing. Gene Ontology annotation, cellular component: microtubule; microtubule cytoskeleton. Gene Ontology annotation, molecular function: microtubule severing ATPase activity; ATP hydrolysis activity; ATP binding. The record is from RefSeq and is a predicted model, not a curated record. The coding region runs from base 248 to 1735 and encodes 495 amino acids.
GGCGGCCUGGACGGGUGAACUACAAAGCCCGGCGUCCCCGAUAGCUGGGAAAGACCGAUAAACUUUGAGCGGACCCUGAUAGAGAAAAAUCUCUCUUUGUGGUGAGGAGUUCUUGGGUGGUCGCGGAACUGGGCUCUUUGCGCUGGGAAAGGGAAGUGGAGAUUCUUAAGAUAGAAGCUGACAGCAGGAAUUGGCAAACUACAAUCUGGGGGCCAUAUCCAGCCUGCCACUUGCUUUUGAAUGGCCCAUGAAGUCUCUGAAGAUGAACUUGGCUGAGAUUUGUGACAAUGCAAAGAAAGGAAGAGAAUAUGCACUUCUUGGAAAUUAUGACUCAUCAAUGGUAUAUUACCAAGGGGUGAUCCAGCAAAUUCAGAGACAUUGCCAGUCAGUCAGGGACCCGGCUGUGAAAGGCAAAUGGCAGCAGGUUCGGCAGGAAUUAUUGGAAGAAUAUGAACAAGUUAAAAGUAUUGUCAGCACGUUGGAAAGUUUUAAAAUCGACAAGCCCCCUGAUUUUCCCGUGUCCUGUCAGGAUGAACCAUUUAGAGACCCUGCUGUUUGGCCACCCCCCGUACCUGCAGAACACAGAGCUCCACCUCAGAUAAGGCGUCCCAAUCGAGACGUAAGACCUCUGAGGAAAGAAAUGCCUGGAGCAGGAGCCCGGGGACCUGUAGGCCGAGCACAUCCCAUAUCUAAGAGUGAGAAACCCUCCACAAGUAGAGACAAGGAUUACAGAGCACGAGGGAGAGAUGAGAAGGGAAGGAAAAAUAUGCAAGAUGGUGCAAGUGAUGGUGAAAUUCCAAAAUUUGAUGGUGCUGGAUAUGACAAGGAUUUGGUGGAAGCCCUCGAGAGAGACAUCGUCUCCAGGAAUCCCAGCAUUCAUUGGGAUGACAUAGCAGAUCUGGAAGAAGCUAAGAAGUUGCUCAGGGAAGCUGUUGUUCUUCCAAUGUGGAUGCCUGACUUUUUCAAAGGGAUUAGAAGGCCAUGGAAGGGUGUGCUAAUGGUCGGACCCCCAGGCACCGGGAAGACCAUGCUAGCUAAAGCCGUUGCCACAGAGUGUGGCACAACGUUUUUCAAUGUGUCCUCUUCUACCCUGACGUCUAAGUACAGAGGCGAGUCUGAGAAGCUAGUCCGUCUGUUGUUUGAAAUGGCUAGAUUUUACGCCCCCACCACAAUCUUCAUUGAUGAGAUCGAUUCUAUCUGCAGUCGAAGGGGAACCUCUGAUGAGCACGAGGCAAGCCGCAGAGUCAAGUCUGAGCUACUCAUCCAGAUGGAUGGAGUUGGAGGAGCUUUAGAGAAUGACGACCCUUCCAAAAUGGUUAUGGUAUUGGCUGCUACUAAUUUCCCGUGGGACAUUGAUGAAGCCUUGCGAAGGAGAUUAGAAAAGAGGAUUUAUAUACCUCUCCCAACAGCAAAAGGAAGAACAGAGCUUCUGAAGAUCAAUCUUCGUGAGGUUGAGCUGGAUCCUGAUAUUCAACUGGAAGAUAUAGCAGAGAAGAUUGAGGGCUAUUCUGGUGCAGAUAUCACCAAUGUUUGCAGGGAUGCGUCCUUAAUGGCCAUGAGGCGGCGCAUCAACGGCCUGAGCCCAGAAGAGAUCCGCGCGCUCUCCAAAGAGGAGCUUCAGAUGCCUGUCACCAAGGGAGACUUUGAGCUGGCGCUGAAGAAAAUCGCUAAGUCGGUCUCUGCUGCAGACUUGGAGAAAUAUGAAAAGUGGAUGGUGGAGUUUGGAUCUGCUUGAAUUUCUCUCAGCUCUUCCAUGUCUGGCAUCUUUGUUUAUAAAAUGUGAAGAAAUUCCCUGCAAUUAUUUUCAAAAACAGGCUUAGAACUUUUCUUGGGAGAGAUUUUCACUUAAAGGAAGACCAUCCACAGAGUGUAAAUGUCAUUGAAAAGUAAGAGAAGCUGACACAGAAGGCCUGAUGACCUCUGUCCCCAGCUGUGUGCUGGUACCCCACACAUUCAUGCAUUACUAUUGCACCCCAAACCAGGUGCCAGGGUGGCGGAGGAAAGGCAUCUGUGCUUUGUGGAAACUUGUUUACGAAACACUUAGAAGGACCUCUAUUUCUCACUUGCAUUUGUGGGUUUUUUACUAUUCAUUGCUCUGGACAUGAGGGACCUAUAUACGGUGACUUUCAACGUCAGAACUGAGUUUGUGUCAAAUUCGUUAUUUGUUAAGAAUGAUAGUUUUGGGUUAAGUAAAGAAUAUGAGAGUUAAACCUCUAGAAUGCAGCUAUUCUUGUGAGAGUCUACCCUGUAGUUCGAAUUUUUGCCCCCUCCCCCCACCAUUUCUUCUGUUAGCUGUUUCAUCAUGUACUGAGCCCUGUGAGGGACUAUCCUCACGCCUUGUGGUUUUUGAAUCAUUUUGCGAGGUGGUCUCUCUGGUCUUGAGUACUUUUUGCCCAUAUUGUUCAUAUUUCAUAUCAGAAGGGUAGGAGAAUGUUAUGAUUGCAUGAGAUGCACUUCUCCAGUCUAGACGAGAAGUUCGUUUUCCCUUUUCUUUCAAUGUGGUCAAACACAUAAACCCUUUAUUUGUUCAGCUCCAACACUGUUUGAUUUUUGCUGAAUUUGACUUUGGUAUUCUAAAUACUUUCGUCCACUCUUGUGGCUAAUGCAAAACGAACAAAACAAAUUUUAUAGUUUUUCAGAUAGCUGGUUUAACAAAAUAAUGUUGUCCAUAAUGAACGAUGUUCAUUUUAAAAUUUUAAAAUUGUUCUUUGUCUGGGUUGAGAACUUGUGUACGUGGUAAGAUUAGUUAGGGUAGAAAUCUGCCAUGCUCAUUCUGUUCAGCAGGAAUCAGACAAUGGAAAGAGGUCAGAAAAAGUAGAUGGCACAUAUCUAAUCCCAAGCACGGUAUCCUUGUGCUAGCUGUUUAAAUUACGUUUAUUCUCAUUUGGCUGGGCAACCUAUGCUUUAAUGGUCAAGCUUUUUAAAAUUUGUAUGUGAUGAUAUCCCGAAUUCUCAACUUUGAAAAGCAUCUACUGGUUUAAAAUUAAAAAUAAUGUAACUCUGUAAACGCUUAGGGAAAAAAGCUUUGUAGUAUCUUGCUUAAGAGAUUUUCUCCUUAUUUUAAAAACUAUGUAAUUUUCAGAUAACUUAAGCCUGACACUAAACUCCAGUAUUCAUCUAAUGCCCUUUCCUCUGAGGCAUAAGAGUUAAAAUCAUAAGGCAUUGCGAUUUUAUUUUCAUUGAAUUAAUUCACCUUAAAAAUUGAAUGACAGAAGUUUCCUGUUAUUCAUUUUAAGUAAAAAAAAAUAAUCCUAUUAAGAUAAUCUUGCAAAAUUGGCAUUCAUAACAUUUUUUCCCUGAAGUCAUAGGAGUAAUCAUUAAAAUACUAGUGUUUUGAUUGCUAGAACUUGUUUGUAUACUUUAGUUGAUCAGUUAGACCAUUUUUCUAGGUUUUGUGUUACCAAUUUUGGCAUGCAUGUCAUUUAAAAAAAAAUUCUUCAUGGAUAAUGAUAUGGUAAUUGUGAUUUUAAAAAAUCAUCAGUUAAGCAGUAUUUGGAAACUCAAGCUUUCUGGAAGCUCAUCUUUCCCAAGAUAAGUGAGUCAGGUGCUUUUUCAUUUCCCUUGUUUCUCAGUUUGCUCUGUCAGUGGAUGGUGAAUGCUCUUCAACCCCUUAAAGCUUCCGGAGGAGACCCCUCAGGUGUCGGUCCAGACUUUGCAGUACACGUGUGUGCGCUGUCUUUAUUGCAAGACAGUAUUGCCUUACCCAGAAUGAGAGCAUUGUUAAAUGCUUUGCUGUUUUAUUUUUUCCAUGUUGCAUUAUCAAAUUAGAAAGAUUUGGUUCCUCUAAUUCACCUAAAAGCACAAAUAUUUUGAGUCCUAUGCACACGAUGUUAGGACUAAGUUUGUACAGUUCUGUCCUGCAGGGAACUGAUCGAUAGUUCCUGCAUUAAGCGCUUAGACGUGCUUCGGUUGCCCUCUGUGUACAAGACCCCAGAUGGGAGCUGUCUGACUGGCUUACAGAGUUGGACCAGGAGUGCAGUUCGGACCGGCACUUUCUAUAAUAUAGUUAUGCUAUAGCUUCUGGCUCCAACUCAUAAAUGGAGAGGCACCGUGAUCGGUGUGCUUUAGACCGAUAAUAUAAUAUGUAAGAGGUUUUCUCUUUUUCUCUCUUUAAAUCUGUUUUGAAAUUAGAACUGAUAUCUAUUUGUUAGAACAAUAUAACUAGUAUAGAUCUAGCUAUUUUCAUGAAUCAUUUUUAUCAUUUCCUAAGUUACAUUUUCAUUGUUAACAUGUACACAUGUAAUUUUGGUAGACAUGUGAAAUGUUACAUGUUUUUGUGAACAUUUUGCUCUCAUAAUUCCUUCAUUUUUUAAAGACAUUAAUAUUGAUGAAAUGUACCAGAUAAGUGGUUCUUCAGUGUAGGCUGGAACCUUCUAGUAAUCCAAGUAGACAGUAGACGAUAGCAUCACAGGGUUUGUCUUGUGGUCAGUAGCAGCGUAGGCAUUCCAGACUGACCAGACAUAUUUGGACUGGGACCUCGGCCUCCAGAACACCAGGACAGCCUGGGAGAGGACACACGGGGUCCAGCAGCGUGGUUAGUUAGGGGCGUCAUUGGAGCCCCUGAGACUACAGUUUUUAUGAUGUAAUAUUUGACUGUUAAAAAUAGGCUGAGGUCACUAAUUACUCAAAAAGUGAGCAGGCAAGUAUCUGGUGAAUCUACUAUGAACAAACAUACAGAUACAUCAGGGGGGAAAUGUGGGUGUAUAGCCCAAAUUUAUCAUAUAAUCGUCACUCUUUCACUUUGCUACAUGUAGCCUGACUCUACUGAACAUGAAAUUACUCAUAGUCUUUACGUUUUGAGCAGCUUGAAUUGUUGAAUUUCUUUCUAGGAAGUUUCUAUUUUUACUGUUGAAUCUACGAUGUGAGUCAUAAAACUAACCAGCUGACAUGGCUGUGUCUCACUUUCCCCAGCCUAGCCUGAGGCCUGGUGAACACUUAGGCAGGUUUGCUGGACUCAAGUAUUGUCUUGCUUAUUUAGUCUUUUUUGUGUAGUAGUAGAUUCCCACUCCUCCUUUGAUCUUACUGAUGGUAAAUCACCUUAGGAUAUAUCCUGGAUAAUAGGCUUAAAACAUUAAGGAUAUUGGCUGGCCUUUUCCAAGAAAGGGCCACUUUAACUUAUAUGAGGAAACUAUAGUAAUUAUUCUUUCAGUAUUUUUGGUAUCUUUUGUCCUUAACUAUUUUGAUUUUAUAAUAUUUUUUACAUACCACUUACUUUGUGAUGCACAUAAUAUUUAUGUGGAUCUAAGAAUCUGUCACAAGAGAAAGUAGGAAUUAACAGUUGGAGGGAAUGUUAGAGGAAAAAAAUAUUUAAACCCCAAAUGUUUCAUUGUCAUCUCCACUAAUUCUUUUUGCAGAAAAAGCUAAAAAUUCUGUUAUAAUGACUGUGUUUACUUAUUUAUAUUUUUCAUUAGGUUUUUCAUAU